Messenger RNA from Fomitiporia mediterranea MF3/22, 3320 nucleotides. RefSeq names its product AIP3-domain-containing protein. NCBI's taxonomy places the organism in Eukaryota, Fungi, Basidiomycota, Agaricomycetes, Hymenochaetales, Hymenochaetaceae. Gene Ontology annotation, biological process: establishment of cell polarity. The transcript is spliced from 4 exons. Gene Ontology annotation, cellular component: cytoplasm; cell tip. Bases 1 to 3147 code for a protein of 1048 amino acids. Gene Ontology annotation, molecular function: cytoskeletal regulatory protein binding. The record is from RefSeq and is a predicted model, not a curated record.
AUGGACGGCACAGUCGCCGUGUCGAACGACCGAACACCAUCGUCUUCACAGGCCAUUGCCCAAGGGCAUCCAUCAAGACGUGACAAUCAGUCUGUAUCUUCAACUUACUCUCGAACAAGCGACCGAGAUCGCGAGCGAGGCAGCAGGUCCAAUGGCAAUCCACAAGUCGAACCCGCCGUUACACGCCUGUUGGUCUCUAUCAAACAGCUACUCGAAGCACUAACUCUAUGGAGCUCCCUCAAGAUGACCGAGACACAGGUCAGCGACGUCUACGUUCGCCUUGGAAAUGACUUCAACGCCGCAGUGGCCGCCUUCAGGUCAUUCAACAUCGACAUGACUGAGCUCCUCUCGGUCCCCGAGGAUCUUCGUGUCGUUUUGGAGCAAUGUCUAUCUGAGGAAGCCACGCCAUCAAACCUCGAGAUAUAUUUACCUACGGUUCGUCAAAUUAUCACAAAUUUGCUGCAGGGCCUUCGCAGCAAGCAGUCUGUCUAUCGGCGGAUUGUCUCGGACCGAAAACACCGUACAGCGGAUUCGCAGGGGUCUGAGCGUGAAGUGCGGGCACCGCGUUCGUCGAGAGCAGAUAGUAUGGGGAGCUCUUCGAGACAUCACCGAUCAGCAGCGAGUAGUGAAGUUGGCUCUGUUCGCGGUUCAACCUUGGAAGGACAGCAGAGACGCGUAACAUCGUCCUCUAGGAAAAAGGAGCCUGUAGCGCAACUUCCACCGCCACCACCUCCGGUAGACGACCCUUACUUUGCUGGUGGAUUUGUACCUCCGAAAACACCUGCAGCGGACGAGGAACGCAUCCAGGCUCGUCGGAUUGAAUUAUCUCGUUCUGAAGGUCUACCUCAGCGCGUGCCAACUGACCGGCAGGAGAGUUCUCGACCGCGCAGUGCGACUCCGAGCUCGGCCUUCAGAAGUGGCGACGAUCCUAACGAUGCGACAAUUACACUUUCUCCCAGGCAACAACCUCCCCCAAUACCGGAUACUCCACCCGUCCCCCCGAAUGUCAUACGCUAUUCGUUAACCGAUAAUCCUGUGCCUUCAGUUGUAGUGGAUGACGCUACACCUCCUCAAUCAGCUGAUAAUAUUGCUGGAAUGGCUCAAAAUCGUCAAAGUUCGUCGACAGUUGACACAGGCUCAACACCACCAGAGACACCUCAAUAUGAUGCUACUCAAGCACCUGUAAUUGAAAGCUCGCUUGCUGCUCUGAAGAAGAGUGAUGCACUGGAGAGGCGAGCAUCAAAGCGGUUCUCAACGUAUAACAUCUCAAAAAUGACAGGCACUGGGAGAGAACGAUCAGGAUUAGGCAGAACUGCAAAUAGGCGAUCAAUGGCUGCCGACUCGCAUCUGACACCUGGUGAAUUGAAUGUAUUAACCGAAGAAGAUGAGAGCCCCGUAUCUGGAAAGGAUGCUUUUGGUGCACGAAAUAGGAUGGUUCACACGCCGUCACCAGUCGAUGAGGAAGUACCUCCGUUGCCUCCAUUGCCGAGCACCUCAGCUUCGUCGCAAUCUAGUCUUAUUCCUCCCUCAUUGAUAUCAAAGGACAAAUCCGAAUCCACAGUGAAGCGUCAGUUGUCUGUCAAACGGGAUGGGUCAACUGAAAAGGUCGGAAGCCCUGAAUCCAAUGCGCUUACAGUCUUCUUACAGCUCGGUCGAGAAGUAAAGAAAGUCACCAUCGAAAGGGGCCUAUCAUUCUCGUCUCUUCGUGUCCUGUUUGUGGACAAGUUUUCGUACAGCCCUGGCAAGGACAAUUUCCCAGAGAUUUAUAUACGCGAUCCAUCUAGUGGUGUUAUGUAUGAACUAGAGGACGUCGAAGAAGUCAAAGACAAAUGCCUCUUGUCGCUAAACAUAGACCCUCUGGACCAAAUUAAGCAGCAUAUUGAUCAACAAAUGUCGAGCUUAACGCAAGAGCUAAAGGAUCUACGAAGUACUGUCGGCACGUCAAAACGAAUGUCCCAAUUACCGCAUCCACCCCCUAUCGUCACGCAUGCAUUUGCCGAAAAUGAUACACCUGUUGCACGACCUACUGAGAAACAGCUACAGAGUGUUGCUCGCCGUUUGUCACGUUUGGUUGUCCAUAAAGGCGAAUCAUCACCUCCACCACCAUCGAAUGGCAUUGUGCCACAAAUGACAGGAAGCGGACUUCAACCUCAAUGGACUGGAGCUUCAGUGCUCUCAGAAACCUCAGGGCGGAUAGUCAGCGAUCUGAAGACUCAGUUUGAUGAAGUACAGAAUCUCCGUCGAGAUUUAGGUGUGAUGCGGCAGCUUUACGUGGACUUUAUGUCGCAGACGAAGGAGUCUUUGAGCUCACUUCGAUCUCAAACACACGCUGUCCGACAGUUGUCCAACACGAAGGUGGGCGGUGCACGUGAGUACAUCACCGCAGGCAAGACGAACCUGGACACGCGUACGCAGAACGCGCUUACUCGGGUCGAGGAGUUACAAGAUACUGUUGAGAACCUAAAGGAGGACGUACUCAAGCGAUUUGUCAGUCCACGCUCGAACGUCGUCAAGACAGUCGAGAAGGAAAUAGCAGAGGUUUCUGCCGAGCUAGAAUCUCUCAAGGAAUACAUCGGAACAGUGAAACCGAUGUGGAAGAAGACCUGGGAGGAGGAGCUCCAAAAUAUCGUUGAGGAGCAACAGUUCCUUACGCAUCAGGAGGAAUUCCUUCAAGAUUUGCUUGAAGACCAGAAAGCACUCAUAGAGGUCUACGGGCAUGUAGAGAAGGUGAUCACACUUCGUGGCUCUGGAGCAGGCCGUUCUCGAUCAUUCAAGCCUCCACCACCGGACGAAGGACACGGAGGACUCAGCACAGUAAUGAUGGAAAUCCGAUCCGCAGCAGUUGACCCACAACGGCGUAUGAAAGCAAUAGAAGCAAGCAAGAAGAACCGCGAACGUGAAAUGGCCGAUCGCUCAGACGAAUUCGAGGCUGAGCUGAAAAGCUUCGUCUCGGGGAAGAAGUUGAAGUUGACAGGAGGAGCGGAUGAGAUUGAACGUGUAAGGCAAAAACGGAAUGACUUGGCGUUAAAGGCGAUGUUUAAUAGUAGUCAGUCGAACGUGUCGUCGACUGGUGGUGCGACUACCCCGACUUCGUCGAGCUUCCCUGAUAAUGCUGGUUCGGAAUCGCCGGCGAGUCCGACUAGCUAAGGAUUGUGGUAGUUAAUGUCAUCCUUAUGUUUCUUUUGUCUUCUUUCCCCUCGUAGUAAUCUGAUCCUUUUUCUUUUUGUUGCCUAAUCACUGUAUCGUUCUUUCCAUCACGUAGAUCUUGACAAUUGCUUGUGUAUUUAUGCCCUAGGAUGUUUGUUACGCCUUUUGUAUGC